CGUCAUCACAGAGCGCGUCGCUUGCGGGAUGGUGGCUCCCGCCCGGCUUCUUCGGCGGGCCUUUUCCUCAGCGUCCGACGGGCGGAGGUCGAGAAGGGCGUGGGAGGCUUCGCUGUCGCCUUUGGAGAGACUGAAGCGGCUGCUGCCGCCGGAGCAGGCUGCGGCGGUGGAGCGCUGCGCGGAGCCCCGCUCCUCGGCCUCCCCGCAGGCGCCUCCCGAGGAGAAAAUGGCGGCGCCGAGUGCGGCGCCCACCGCAGCGCCUUCCCCGCAGGGACCUCGCGAGGAGAAAAUGGCGGCGCGCCUCAGCCCGCUCCGCGCGGGGGAGCUGGCGCUGGCGGAGCUGCGGAGGAAGCACAACGCGACGCUGAAGCUGCUGUGCCGCUUGGAGGCGGGCGCGGUGCUGAACUCGCACGGCGGGCUCCUGCCGCACCGGGACAUCAUUGGGCGGCUGCCCGGGCAGCUGCUGCGCUCCUCGGCCGGGGCGCGGCUGCUGCUGAGGCGGCCCUCGCUGGACGAGUACGUGCUGCUGAUGCCGCGGGGACCCACCAUCGCCUACCCCAAGGAUAUCAGUGCUAUGCUGAUGAUGAUGGAUGUCCACCCAGGAGACGUUGUGUUGGAGAGUGGCAGCGGGUCUGGUGCUCUGAGCUUGUUUCUGUCAAGAGCAGUUGGGCACGAGGGACGUGUUAUCAGCUAUGAAAUCAGAGAUGACCAUCACAACUUAGCAAAGAAGAACUACAGGCAUUGGCGCACAACGUGGAAAAUAGGACAUAUGGAGGAGUGGCCAGAUAACGUGGAUUUCAUUCUUAAAGACAUCUCAAAAGCUGCUGAGGAUAUGAAAUCUUUAACAUUUGAUGCAAUAGUUCUGGAUAUGCUUAACCCUCAAUCUGCUCUGCCUGUUGUACACCCCAGUCUUAAAGAGGGUGGUGUGUGUGCUGUGUAUUUAGCUAACAUCACACAGGUUAUAGACCUUUUAGACAGAAUACGGACAUGCAGGCUCCCUUUUGCCUGUGAAAAGAUCGUUGAGGUAACUCAUAGAAAUUGGUUGGUGCUCCCUGCUAAAAUCAAGAACUGCAAAUCAAGCCAAAGAGUGGAAACUCAAGAAGAUAUCGAGGAAGAUCCUCAACAGAAAGAAUGUGAUGAAAUCCAAACUCUGGAUCAAAUAGUUCUUAACGAAGGUGAAGGCGAUGAGUCAUUUCCUGAUGAUGCUGAAACACACUGCUCAGCACCUUACGUUGCGAGACCAUCGCGUUGGCAGGACGCUCAUUCAGCAUUCCUCACCAAGCUGAGAAAGUUCCGACCACCACUUUCUUGAUGCUGCUGCUGUUAGCUGCUAACCUGAGGUUGUAUGGGAAUAAAGAGUUACAAAAUAGCUAUGUUUUGCAAGUUUUGUAACUUCUAGGUAAUUGCUGCUUUGAUUUCUACUGCCUAUCAGACUCCUAAAUCCUACUUGCUAUUUAAAGGGAAAUGUUUUAACAGUCAUCGUGUAUGGCACGGCAGUGCAACACCAAUUGUUCGGCAAAGCACAGCCUCUGUUUCUUUGUUCAGUGCAUUUCAUUCUUCAUUCUUUGUAAACCAAUCCAUGGAGUUGUCUUGGUUCCAGGUAUUAUCUCUUCUCCUUUUGCUGGACAGGCUCUGACAGUCUACCAGAAAUCAGGAGGGGGAAGAAAAUUGGUAAGAAAACUUUUGAGAUGCUAGUGAAGCAGCUUCCAACUUGGCUACAUACCAACUGGUUGCUAUUGGGUUCUGUAAGAAUAGUGUUUGCACAACUGUAAUGGAAACUGAAAUUCACUGAACUUGUUCUUUAGAUAAAAGCUGUGCUCGUUUCUAAGAAAAGAUACCAGUUGUUGAUAAGAAUAGCUUUUUUUCCAGAAACUAUGCUGAGAUCUGCCAUGGUGUUUAUUAGCUUUGCUAUGAGGUACUCAAAUGGUCAAAUCAGACACAGAGCUGGAACUUGAAGUUUAAUUAAUUGAAACUCUAACCCUUAAUAAGGAAGUAAUAAAUAAUUAAUACUAAGAACACUGCAAUAUGUCUUUGCAGAACAGGGGCCUUAGCACAGGAAGUUUACAUCUCCGGGGUUCCACUCUCAACUGUAAUGAAAGAUUAGACAUAACUGCUCUGAGUAUCAGAGGCUUCUCAUGUAAAGGCCCAGGAGACAGCUUUGAGUAGUUCGCUAUGUAAAGAUUCUAUUCUAUAAAACAGUUUUUGCAAUGAACUCCUAUAUUCUUUUCCAUACAUGCCCCAACUCUGAAAGAGUAUCUUGCAUAAAUUCUGUCAAAGACAGAGCUGCACUUAAAGGAGACAGAUCAUCUUACCACACCAAGGAUAAAGCGGUCCUUACUGUGGUUUAAAGGGAAAUACAGCCUCAGUUGCCUAAACUAAUUCUAAAAUAUUUGCUGUGUUUAACCAUACCUUGGGCAGAAGCAGGAGAGUCAACUAGCAUUUUUUCAAUUGCAAAGGUGUCCUUCAAAUCCUGGGAUGAACAUAACUCUUCUAAACUGCCAGCAGAUGAGGAGGAAGAUGACAAUCCCAGUCGUACAAAUCUUCCUUUGUUACCACAGACGUAACAGGGGAUAGGAGAAUUAUUAGGUCCUCGUGGCAGAAGAAUUUUAUCUUUGUUGUAGUUCCUUAUGGCUCCACUGUGGUACACAGAGCGUUCUCGCUGCCAGAUGUAAUGUGUUGGAGCAAUAGCCAUUACCUAGCAGAGCAACCAUUCCAUCAGAAGUGAAAAUAACUGGCAAACAUACAGCUGAGAACAAGGGAUCCAAUUCACAUAUAACAAAAUUAAGACUAGAGAAGAGGUACCUUGUCUGCCUCAGUCUCACUAGUUUUGCUAACACAGGUGAGAAUAAGUGGACUGGUUGUAUUCAGAUGUUUAAAUGUGAUAAGUAAAGCAUCACAAAUGCCAGGUUAUGCUUUAUUUGUUGGACUGAAGUUGUUGUCUUUUACUAUUAAACAUAAACUAGAUGGAUCUUCUGGCUCACGAAGUCAUUAAACUCACAACAACCAAGUUGGUACGGUGUGCUCUGAAGCACACUCCACUCUUGCCUCAUUGCUUGUAUUUUUCCCAUAAGCAUCUCAUCCCAUUCCCAGAACAGAUUUUCUUUUCCACCAGCUGUAGUAAACAUUAUGUUCUUCAAACAUAGCAGGGCUUUUUCAGACAGACAGAUGUCAUCUGGAAAGCAAGGAAUGCCUUUUACCCCCCAGUAUGUUUGAAAAAUGGAGGUUGUAACAACACAUUAACAAAGCAUGUUAAAAGCAUGUCCUUUCUUUUUCGAAAUAAAGUGAAAAUCCAUUGCCUUACCAAGUCUAUUAAAGUUACAUUGUUAACUUUUAAGAGAGUAAAAUUUCACCUGCGGUGCUACUUAAAGGUUUCACUUUGUGUACAAACUCGGAAUUUGUAAAGCAAAGAUGCAUACAAAAAUAUUUCCGCAGUGAAUGACGUUUAGCAGCUAAUAAUAUACUUUAAGCAAAAUUAUUUGCACAAAGCAGAAAGAUUCUUGUCCUUAGAGCUUGAAACUGUAGCAUAACAAAAUAUUCUAGUUUACCUUAAAACCAUUGUUUCAAAGACUGUAUUUUGAAUGCAGAAGAAAAAAAACUGAUGAAGGAAAAGCUCCACCUUUUCCUUCCUGUGGCUCAUCUACUCACUUUAGGGAAGAAAUUGUUAGCGUGGAGCUAUACUGUUAAUUGGUAUGAAUUGUAGUUUCAGCAUCUACGGUAUUAAAACUGUCCCUACCUCUUCACAGCAACGUCUGCUUACAAUAGCCCUGUAGUCAAUUCUACUCCACAGAUGAUCCCUUAACUUUAAGAAAUCAGGAAAGAGCAUUCUCCAGUUAUUUCCCAGAGCCCAUGGGAAAAUCUCAUACUUUGAUUCUUCGUUCUCUUCUUCCACUGUAUUUGCCAGAUACCUUGAAAUAUAUAUAUAUGUUUGUGUCUGUUAUUCAAUCUCAAAUUGUCAUAUGAAUGUGAGUUCUAACACUAAGAGACAUAUUAGUUAUUUUUCCUAAUAUUCUAAGGAAAAAAAUUUCUAAUAAAGCAGUCUUCUUUCCAGAUAACAA
Centrocercus urophasianus (Greater sage-grouse) is the source of this 4055-nucleotide messenger RNA. It is a transcript of the gene TRMT61B, whose product is annotated as tRNA methyltransferase 61B. Gene Ontology annotation, cellular component: tRNA (m1A) methyltransferase complex. The transcript has 7 exons. NCBI's taxonomy places the organism in Eukaryota, Metazoa, Chordata, Aves, Galliformes, Phasianidae. Gene Ontology annotation, biological process: tRNA methylation. The record is from RefSeq and is a predicted model, not a curated record. The coding region runs from base 29 to 1312 and encodes 427 amino acids.